Molecule: messenger RNA, 336 nt
Organism: Symbiodinium natans
Lineage: Eukaryota; Dinophyceae; Suessiales; Symbiodiniaceae
Source: the annotation of a GenBank genome assembly
AUGGAAAGCGACGGCGGAUGCGUCCCUCUCCCUGGAAGGCGGCGCACGAGGACCGACUUUUCUGCCGCGGACCUGGACGGCAGCGACCGUGAGGACUGGGCUGCCAGUCUGCCACUAUCUACUGGAGGGACGGAUGAGAUUUGCCGAAAUGAUGCACCCAAUCUCCUCCAAGACUUCAACUCUUUGCAAAUUUUGCCAAAGUCGAAGCCAUGCCUGCCCAGCCUCGACGAGUUUCUGACCGAGCCCCGGAGCUUGUCAGAGUUUUUAGCACCAGACGAUGAUCACAGUGACAAGCGCCGCUGCUGGACGGCAGACGUGUCAGAGUUGCAGUCGUGA